CCUCCGCGGCCGGCGCUGCCAAGGGGGGGCCAGGCAGCCCCCGCCCGCCCGGGCACCCCCGCGCACCCCGCCGCCCCCCCGGCCCGGCCCGGCCCGGCGGGGAUGCGCGGCCGCGGCGCACGUGUGGCGGCGGCAGCAUGGACCGAGCGGCGGGGCCGGAGGCGGCCACGCUGGUGUCGGGGGCGGCGGGGGGCGGCCGCCGCCGCCCGGGCGGGAGCAAUUGGUCUGGGAGUCUUAUUGUAGCCUCUUUAAUUGGUGCUUUUGGGUCGUCUUUUCUUUAUGGUUACAAUCUCUCCGUGGUGAACGCUCCUGCAGCGUAUAUCAAGAAGUUUUACAAUGAAACUUGGGAAAGAAGAUAUGGCUUCUCAGUGGAUGAACGCACACUGACUCUCCUCUGGUCUAUAACUGUUUCUAUUUUUGCCAUUGGUGGCCUUGUGGGUGCCAUUAUUGUAACUCCAAUUGUGAAGUUCUUCGGACGGAAAUGUACAUUGCUCCUCAAUAAUGUGUUCGCAGUGACAGCUGCAUUGUUGAUGUCCUUUGCCUUGUUGGCAGGGUCAUUUGAAAUGCUCAUACUGGGCCGCAUUAUAAUGGGUGUUGACGCAGGCAUUUCUCUGAGUGCCCUUCCCAUGUAUUUGAGUGAGAUAUCUCCUAAGGAAAUCCGUGGUUCAUUGGGUCAAGUCACAGCAAUUUUCAUCUGUAUUGGUGUCUUCACUGGUCAAGUUUUGGGGCUGCCAGAAAUAUUUGGGCAAGAAUCUCGGUGGCCUUACUUAUUUGGAGCGAUCAUUGUUCCUUCAUUGAUACAAGUUGUGAUUCUCCCUUUUCUUCCUGAAAGUCCUCGUUACCUCCUACUUGAAAAACAUAACACGAGCAAGGCAGAAAAAGCAUUUCAGACCUUCCUUGGGAAAGACGACGUGUCCCAUGAAGUAGAAGAAGUUUUGGCAGAGUCUCGAGUCCAAAGAAACACCAAGUUAGUGUCGAUACUUCAGCUCCUGAGAACCCGUGCUGUGCGAUGGCAGGUCAUUACCGUGAUCGUCACCAUGGGCUGCUACCAGCUCUGUGGGCUAAAUGCUAUCUGGUACUAUACAAACAGCAUAUUUAGUGAAGCUGGGAUCAAUCAUGAAACAAUCCCCUAUGUUACUCUAAGUACUGGUGCUGUUGAGACUGUGGCUGCUGUUUUUUCUGGCUUAGUUAUUGAACGGCUUGGACGGAGGCCUCUUCUCAUCGGGGGCUUUGGGUUGAUGGUUGUCUUCUUCGCAGUACUUACUGUUUCUCUUACUUUACAGGAAACCGUGCAUUGGCUUCCUUACCUCAGUAUAUUUUGCAUCCUUGCAAUCAUCGCAUCGUUCUGCAUUGGACCAGGUGGGAUUCCAUUUGUCCUCACCGGAGAGUUUUUCCAGCAGUCACAGAGGCCGGCCGCAUUCAUGAUAGCUGGGACAGUCAACUGGCUCUCCAACUUCGCAGUCGGACUGCUCUUCCCUUUCAUUCAGGGUGGUUUACAGACCUACUGCUUCCUAGUGUUCGCUGCCAUCUGCUUUGCAGGAGCUACUUACCUGUUUUUUGUCCUGCCUGAAACAAAAAAUAAGACAUUUAAUGAAAUCAGCCAGGCAUUUGCCAAAAGGAAUAAAGUAUCUUUAGAAAUGCAAGAAAUGAACCACUACGCGGGGGAGAGGAAAUCGAGUGCAGAACAAGAAUCAAACUUCACGUCUUCGGUGGACAACGGGGAAACCAAAAAAGGGAUUGUGUAAAUCCCAGGAUGCUCUUUCGGGGGACAGGGGAAAACAUGCUCUCUUCAUUCAGUACAUUUAUAGCAAUGCACAACUUGUAUUUUUUUAUGUGCCAGCAUGAACUGCUUCCCCCUUGAAUAUGUUUUAAGUGAGUAUGGGUGAAUUCGUUAGCAGCUAGGGUCAUGGUUGGGGAAAUGAGAGGUGGGAGCAGUGGCAGCUGAUUAAAUAAAUAAGAGCCAGAGUUUUAUUGGGCACCUCUGAAAUAGGUGCUGUGGUGAGUGGGGUGGGGAAUAUAGGCUCGGGGAAGCAAAGUGGCGGUGGGGAGCAGGGGUUGUGAGCACCCCUGUGUGCUCACGGGGAGGUAUGUGUGCAGUCACCAGCAGGGAGGAUGAAGAGGAGGAGGCAGGGGAAGGGGAAGAGAUCCCAGCAGGGGUCUGCUAAGAAUCGAUGCAAGCAAACCUGAAAUGGUACUGGCUCGCAUUUCUCCACAUUUCCCAAUAUGUCAUAAAGUUGCAGAUGAGAAUUGAGGGCUUGAAAGAAGACUCAUGACACUCCCCCAACCUCCCGUUCCUUUUCCAGCUCUUUUGACUUUCAGUUGCUUCGUCUCAACAUCUCCCAGCCUCUCAUAAAUGGGGAGUUCGGGGUCCUGAUAGGCUUCCUUGUCUCUCUUGUAAAUCCUGAUUGACUAAUAAUAGAGCUGCCUCUAGUUUCUGGGUCUGCUGGCACUGCCUUUCUGUGGAUAUAUAUAUUUUUUUUAAUUUUAUUUUUUAAGAAUACCUAUACAAGCUUUAAUAUGAAAAGAAAACUAAACCUCAUGAUGAAGUGAGAGAGCUCUGAUGGUACAUGUAGAGUGUAGCCAAAAAAAAAAACUCAAACACUGGGUUUUCCAUGGGUUGGGUAUUUUGAUAGUUUUUUUGCUUUUCUUUUCAAGUUCCUUUUAAAACAAGUGUUAGGAGCCAAAAUUUCCUUGAGACCCAAUAGAUGUCAUUUCUUAACACUCAGAUCUCCAAAGGAAUUUGGGUGCCUAUUUCUUAUUUAAACACUAAUUUUCAUUUGGGCAUUAGAUCCUGAAGCUCCAGACCUAGUUCACAUUAAUAAGUUCCUAGGCUAUUUAAUGCUUUAUAAAACUGUCCUCUCCUUAAAUUUGUGAUAGAAAGACUCAGCAGGCUGUUGGGGGUUAGGUGAUCCAUUCCCUUCCACGUGGGAUUUUUUUUUUAUGAAUGUCAUCUUUCCAGUUUGUAAUUUAAUAAUAGUUUUCUUGACCCUUCUAGGUACCUGGAUGCUGAGGGGGUAAUAAGCACUUUUAAAUCAAGUAGUUAGCUGUUUUAUAUGGAAAGUCAGUAAGUCUUAGGGCUGCUCUCCAUUAGGAGUAAGGCACAAGAAGCAAGUGAAGCAUCUAGGUAGAGCCAGCUGCUUCCACAAGUUAUAUUUACUAAUCCAGAAGUUCAUAGAUUUGGAUGUGUGUUGGAAAAAAAAUCAUGUAUAUCUUCAUAUAUAUUUGUAUAUUUUACAUACAGAAAUAUAUGAAUAUUUAUAUUCAUAUAUAUACACACAAUGGAGAAUUGCUUUCCAAUACUUGUUUUUUUCAGAUUUCCCCAAAUAAUAAGCUGUUUAUGGUUUUGUUUUACACUGUAAAUUAUACCAUAAAUCAAAAUCAGAGAUCCUAAUGUUCAGCUGUUACUACUAAAUUAUGUAUAUGGUUUUAUACUGUGAUUUAUUUAUAUGUAACAUAUUUACUGCACACACUGAGAGCUGACCUAAUAGGGCGAUUUCACUACGGGGUAAUAGAAGAAAAAUUGUUACAAACCUUUAUCCCAGGAUUUAUGCUAUUUUACUGGGAUAGAGUUACAGCAGCAGUGAGAAAAUAAAAAUAUAUGUGAGCAAGAGAAUUAAGAAUGAAAAAUCAGAUUUAUUGUAUUGGUGCUACUGUUAAGAAACAGAAUGAAUCAGGAUUGUACCAACUCAUAACCAUAUACAGAAGCUAAUCAAAUACUGUGGAAAAAACUGAAGAUAGAUAUCUUCUAAUAACCGCUUGUAAAAUUAUAUAUAUGGCAAAUGAAUGUGUCAUCUUUCAGUGCCUUUAGUUGCCUAUUCCAUGUGUUACAUGAGGCUUGCUAAGUGAAUGGCUAUGUAAAAAUCAAGCUUGAAUGCCAUCCCUCCAGACAAUUUCAGGAAGAAAUUCUUCCUCUUCUGCCUGCAGGGCAAGACUGGCAAGUUCAGACCCUCUCAUUUAGAUUGAGAAUUACCUUAAAUUGCAGGUAGGGCCACUAACAUGGUACGGUAUGAUCUGAUUUGAAUCAAGGUAGCAGGAUUGGAAACCACUAUUAUCAGAAUUAGGAGGAUUUAGCACUUAAGUGCUUUCAUGAAUGUACAUUAGAAGCACUAUAUGUUGGUAAUGUUGCCGUUGGAUAGCUUCAGUAAAAUAUCCUCUUGGCCACGUAAGCAGUUAUAUUGGACUUCUGCAACACAAUAAAAUCGUCUUACAGUUGCUUACAGUUUCAUUUGGAGCCCGGCUCUGAACGUGUUGGUAAAGAGAUGGUUUGAUAGAAUUUCCUAUCACAGCUCAGGAGCUUGUACAGAUUUAACAUCAGGGGGUUGUGUUUUCCUCUUCUGCAACCCCGUUUGCCCAUCUCUUGCCCUACCUGAGAUAGGGACACUCCAGAUACACACUUUCGGUGCAACUGCAAAGAGAGCUGCUACAUGCUGAAUAUGCCAUGGGACAGUGGUAGCAUGUCUCACCAGCGGUUUGCUCCAGCCCAUGGUAUGGGUUAAAAGCAAUUCCAGUCUCCAGACGUGUAUGUGUGCAGGUGCUUUGCUCACUGGCAGGGGAAGGUGGCUGCAGUCUCCUCUGCCUUGGGUUGUGGAAGUUUCUGAAGAAACUUCAGAUGUGCUGGUACUGCAUUAACUUUCUCAUCUCUGACCCUAAUGAGAGUUUUGUUUUGAUCUUCAAGUUGUUCCGUAAUGGUUUUUCCUGUUGUUAUGCUGCUAUAGCUUCUCCAGCAAUGAGAGGACAAAGUGGAAAAUAUCAGCAAUUUAUCAUUUGGUUUUCUUGUCGAAUGUAUCAAAUUGUCUACAGCACAUGUGUUUGUCAGUGAGUGUUGUGCGGUGCCACGUUCUCUUUUCCUGUCUGUACCGUUGGGAUGAGGUACUGCGAGAUGGUGUUUGUACGAGUACCGCAGGUGGGUUACGUGUGUGUAAUCAACUAUGUCCACGCGCAAUGACUGCAAAAUAAACCUUUGGAAUUAAACUAAAA
Messenger RNA from Phalacrocorax carbo (great cormorant), 4977 nucleotides. NCBI's taxonomy places the organism in Eukaryota, Metazoa, Chordata, Aves, Suliformes, Phalacrocoracidae. The record is from RefSeq and is a predicted model, not a curated record.